Molecule: messenger RNA, 1542 nt
Organism: Exophiala xenobiotica
Lineage: Eukaryota; Fungi; Ascomycota; Eurotiomycetes; Chaetothyriales; Herpotrichiellaceae
Exons: 2
Coding region: 1-1542 (513 amino acids)
Biological process (GO): regulation of DNA-templated transcription
Molecular function (GO): DNA-binding transcription factor activity, RNA polymerase II-specific; zinc ion binding
Source: RefSeq, a predicted model, not a curated record
AUGGCAGGAUAUUCCAAUAUGAAUGUGCCGUCGUCCGGACCGCGGCAGCCGACUACGACUCCUUGGCCACAACCCGAGGUGCAAACGCACGAUGACUUAACCACGACUGCUGCAUUGCCUGACCUCUCGUCGCAAGGAAACCAGACUGCUCCUACAAUGCGAGCGACACGCACAGCGACCAAGCACACGUCUCGAGCCUGCACGUCUUGCCGACGAAGAAGGCGCAAGUGCGAUGGGGACCAGGGCGGCGGCAAAUGUUCAGAAUGCAUCAAGCAUAGUUUCGAAUGCAUUCUUGAUGCAAACACUGAUAUGAGACGGAAGAUGCAUCGCGAAAAGGCUCGAAAGGAUCAGCGACUUCUUCACCAGGUUCUCACUACGUUGCGGCAACGCUCGGAUUCUAGAGCGCAGACAUUGCUGGAUUUGAUCAGCGAAGAUGCCCCAGUCGCAGCUAUCGAAGCUCACCUCGCACAAUCAGCUGCAGACACCUUGGUCCUCGAGGACGAACCAUUGGAAAGCCUUCCAGAUGCUCUGGCUAAUCCGGCUCAAUCAUCAACGUCGCGCUUGACUUCGUUGAGUGCACUAUUGAACCCUGCAAGUCCGCAAGCGCAAAUUUCUCAGAUUACCGAGCUUGUCCGGCCAAGGAUUCGCCUACCAGAAGCUGAUCAUCUGGCGUUCGUAAGAAAUCCCCCGGGUGGAAAUGUUCCCGACAGAUCUAGCUCUUCUCAGCAACAACCGCGUCCUCUGUCGGACCAGGACAAUUACGUGGAGCCUGGCGCUGUCAAGUCCUUUGGGAAUCUUCCAAUGUCAAGCGCUAUUAGAGCUAACGGCUGGGGCGCGGAUGUACAACAACAGCAGCUGAGCAUGUUACAAAAACCUCUGUAUGCUUGUUCGCCUUUGCUACUAGACGAAGGGAGCAUCGCAGAUCCUUUAUCGCAAGCAGCCCUGGGUUUCAUUGAGGACGCCCGAUCACUUAUGGCUCAAGGACAACCAGUCAGGACCAUUCUUAGCAUGGAUGGACUACAAACCGAGCUCUUCUUCCGCGACCGAGGCCCCGAAGACCUGCAGACUGUUUCGACAUGGGCCUGUGAAUUCACCAAAUCUUGGAAGGGCAUGUUGCCUCAAACAUGCUUAUAUACCACCCUUCAUAUGGUAGCCUGCUUCAUGAGGUGGAUGAUCCUGCCAUGUCGCGACACUUGGCUGCUAAUGCCUGAACUCAUGAGGCCUAUGGUCGAUCAAAUGGUUGUACCGCACCACAAGCUGUUCGUUGACCUCUGUCAUAUUCCACAACUCAGGAAAUCCUUCCUGAAGUACAACCGAGAUUUUGCCCAUAUCCUCAGGUACGAUACAUUCAACCCCAACUGGCCUUUCGGCGAUGAAGCAUGUGUGGAAGGCAUAGGGGGCGCCGACCUGGGUGAAAAAAGUCGCCUUACACCCGCAUUCACGACACAUAUCGACAAUCCUGAAAAUUGGAGUCUGCACAAAUCUGUUCUAGCUCAUUUCCCAGAGUUGAGCAAUCAGAUUAGAUUCCAUGACGAUUUCUGA